Molecule: messenger RNA, 342 nt
Organism: Lactuca saligna
Lineage: Eukaryota; Viridiplantae; Streptophyta; Magnoliopsida; Asterales; Asteraceae
Source: the annotation of a GenBank genome assembly
AUGGUGGAAGAAGUGAAGAUGAAUGAAGAAACAUUUGUUGUGAGGCUACUUGUAGUUUCUACUCAAGUAGAUUGCCUUUUGGGAAAAUCUGGUGGUGUAAUCAAGCAAAUGGCUUCUGAAAGAAAGGAACAAAUAAAGAUUCUUCCAAGGGAUAAAAUUCCUGCAUGUGCAUCUUCUUCUGACGAAUUGGUUCAGGUCCCAGAUGAGCAGAUAUGUGCUCCCCAAGAUGCAGUUCUUCGUGUACCGACAAUGAUAUUUAGGGUUGCAAUUGAGACCAAGCCAGUGAAAGCAAAAGUCAUUGUGACACCAAAAGUAAUUGAGAUGCAACACUUGGAGCAUUGA